Messenger RNA from Pteropus alecto (black flying fox), 1951 nucleotides. RefSeq names its product dihydropyrimidinase (gene DPYS). Lineage: Eukaryota; Metazoa; Chordata; Mammalia; Chiroptera; Pteropodidae. The coding region runs from base 1 to 1515 and encodes 504 amino acids. Gene Ontology annotation, molecular function: dihydropyrimidinase activity. Gene Ontology annotation, cellular component: cytoplasm; cytosol. The record is from RefSeq and is a predicted model, not a curated record. Gene Ontology annotation, biological process: pyrimidine nucleobase catabolic process. The transcript has 11 exons.
AUGCCACAGCCACCGAAAGCUGGAAGAGGCGAGAAAGCAGAUUCUCCCCCAGAGCUCCCGGAAGGAAUCGGCCCUGCCAACAUCUUGACUUUAGCCUGGCUGCGGGUGCUGGACGCCGCCGGCAAGCUCGUGCUGCCCGGCGGCAUCGACACGCACACGCACUUGCAGUUCCCCUUCAUGGGCACGAGGUCCGUCGACGACUUCCACCAGGGCACCAAGGCUGCCCUGGCAGGAGGCACCACCAUGGUCAUCGAUUUUGCCAUUCCUCAGAAAGGCAGCUCCCUCGUCGAGGCCUUCGAGACCUGGCGAAGCUGGGCUGAUCCCAAAGUCUGCUGUGACUACAGCCUUCACGUGGCAGUGACAUGGUGGAGUGACCAGGUUAAAGAAGAAAUGAAAAUCCUUACCCAAGAUAAAGGUGUGAACUCUUUCAAGAUGUUUAUGGCAUAUAAAGAUCUGUACAUGGUGAGCGACAGGGAGCUGUACGCGGCCUUCUCUCAGUGCAAGGAAAUCGGAGCGAUUGCUCAGGUUCACGCGGAAAACGGAGACCUAAUUGCAGAGGGAGCAAAGAGGAUGUUGGCGUUGGGGAUAACAGGCCCCGAGGGCCAUGAGCUGUGCCGCCCAGAAGCAGUGGAGGCAGAGGCCACGCUGAGAGCCAUCACCAUCGCCAGCGCGGUGAACUGCCCUCUCUACAUCGUCCACGUGAUGAGCAAGUCCGCAGCAAAGGUGAUAGCGGAUGCGAGGCGAGAUGGGAAGGUGGUCUAUGGAGAACCCAUAGCGGCGAGCCUGGGCACAGAUGGCACUCACUACUGGAAUAAAGAAUGGCACCAUGCAGCCCACCAUGUUAUGGGUCCACCUUUACGACCAGACCCUUCAACUCCUGACUACCUCAUGAAUCUAUUGGCUAAUGACGAUCUAACCACAACAGGCACUGACAACUGCACUUUCAACACCUGCCAGAAAGCUCUUGGGAGGGACGAUUUUACAAAGAUUCCCAAUGGGGUGAAUGGCAUUGAGGACCGGAUGUCAGUAGUAUGGGAAAAAGGCGUGCAUAGUGGUAAAAUGGACGAAAACCGGUUUGUGGCAGUUACCAGCACAAAUGCAGCUAAAAUCUUUAAUCUCUAUCCAAGAAAAGGAAGAAUAGCUGUAGGAUCGGAUGCUGACAUUGUGAUUUGGGACCCAAAAGCCACAAGGACUAUUUCAGCAAAAACUCAUCAUCAGGCUGUGAACUUCAACAUCUUCGAAGGCAUGGUUUGCCAUGGGGUGCCCGUAGUGACUAUUUCCAGAGGUAAAGUGGUAUAUGAAGCUGGAGUUUUCAGUGUUACAGCAGGAGAUGGGAAGUAUGUUCCCCGCAAACCAUUUGCUGAAUACCUUUACAAACGGAUCAAGCAGCGAGACCAGACUUGCACACCUACCCCUGUGGAGCGUGAACCCUAUAAGGGAGAAGUCAUCACACUGAAAUCGAGAGAGACAGAAGAAGGCUGCACAGCUGGAACUAGGAAACAGACCCGCCCCUGACCUGCAUGCUGUUGGUAAGGGACGGUGGACAAAGAAAUCAGAGAAAAGGAUCUGCUGUUCCCAUCACAGCUAAAUGUUGUGAGCCCUGAGAAGCAGGCCUUAUUUCAACUCUCCAAGAUCCGUUUGAAAAAAUAAUCGCUCUAGGCCUCUUUGAUUUCCUUUCAGAAACAACUGCCGUCAUUCUCACUCUGACUUUGCUGCUGUGUAAGACUGAAGAUGUAAAUGAAUAUUAUUGUGAUGGAAAGUCUGUGUGAAAAUUCAUUGAUGAUACUUUAGAAUGUCAUCUUUGCUUGUACCCGAUUUCUUACCUUGAAUUUUUAAAAAUCACUUUUUUGUUUAGAGUUUUUUUAAUGACGGCAUUUGUUUAAAAUAGCAAACUCUGUGAUUUUAUACCCUAUUGUAAUUAAUAAACAUUUAGAUCUUCAUUAUAUACCUU